AUGUUGGCCUCUUCCGUUCUUUUGUUCGCGUUUGCCGCGAUUGGCAUGGCUCAGGCUCCUGUUGGCUACAAGGCGGUAUACCUCACCUCGAAGGUGGAUGCCAAGUUAACAAUUGUACCAGAAACAGCAGCUGCCGGCAGCAAUAUCCGAGUGUUCGUCCCGCUACCCACAAUCAUUGAAGAUGCCAUACCCACUUUGUCGAAAUCUAGUCAGACUCUCGCUAACACAGCAGCACAACAAUGGUAUCUCAAGGAUGGGAACAGCUCCAUCCGGCUGCCAGGUUCCACGCUCUGCAUGGAUGGAGGUGCUAAGAGUGAGGAUCACCCAGUAUUCUUGCAAUUUUACGAGUCUAGUUUCAGUGGUUAG
Hyaloscypha bicolor E is the source of this 366-nucleotide messenger RNA. RefSeq names its product carbohydrate-binding module family 13 protein. The record is from RefSeq and is a predicted model, not a curated record. Bases 1 to 366 code for a protein of 121 amino acids. NCBI's taxonomy places the organism in Eukaryota, Fungi, Ascomycota, Leotiomycetes, Helotiales, Hyaloscyphaceae. The transcript has a single exon.